Cynocephalus volans (Philippine flying lemur) is the source of this 1080-nucleotide messenger RNA. It is a transcript of the gene FANCF, whose product is annotated as FA complementation group F. The record is from RefSeq and is a predicted model, not a curated record. Gene Ontology annotation, biological process: interstrand cross-link repair. The coding region runs from base 1 to 1080 and encodes 359 amino acids. Gene Ontology annotation, cellular component: Fanconi anaemia nuclear complex. The transcript has a single exon. Lineage: Eukaryota; Metazoa; Chordata; Mammalia; Dermoptera; Cynocephalidae.
AUGGAGCGGCUCCUGCAGCACCUAGAACGCUUCUCCGAGGUUCUGGCGGUCUCUCGCACCACCCACGUAAGCACCUGGGACCCUGCUACCGUACGCAGGGCCCUGCAGUGGGCUCGCUUCCUGCGCCACGUCUACCGGCGCUUUGGCCGUCAUGGGCGCAUUCGUACAGUCCUGGAACGGCGGCUGCACAGCCAGUGGAGGCAGGAGGGCGGCUUUGGGCCGGGUCCAUUCCCCGGGUUGACGAACUUCCAGGCCCUCGGGCGCUGUGAAAUUGUGCUAGCUCUGCGCCUGCUGGAGAACCGGGCCCUCGGGGAUGCAGCUCGUCACCACCUGCUGCAGCAGAUGUUUCCAGGCCCGGGCAUCUCGGACGCCAACGAGGAGACGCUGCAAGAUAGCCUGGCCCGCCUCGCCCGCCGCCGGUCCGCGGUGCACAUGCUGAGCUUGAACGGCUAUAGAGAGAACCCGAAUCUGCAGGAGGACUCACUGAUGAAGACGCAGGCGGAGCUGCUGCUGGAGCGUCUGCAGGAGGUGGGCGAGGCCCAAGCGGAGGGCCCCAGCAGGUUUCUCAGCAGCCUGUGGGAGCGCUUGCCUCAGAACAACUUCCUGAAGGUGACAGCGGUGGCGCUUCUGCAGCCGCCGUCGUCUCCCCGGCUCCAGGAAGACGACUUGCAACUGGGUAGCCCCAAAACAUCCGGAGAGCGGAGUCAAGAGCUACUCCAUUGGCUUCUGGGGAAGUCGGAAAUCAUGGCUGCCUUUUGCCGCAAUCUCCCUGCCCAGCUUUUAACUUUGGUGGCACGCCGCCACCCAGCGCUCUCUCGUGUGUAUCUGAGUCUGUUGACAGACUGGGGUCGACAUCUGCACUAUGACCUUCAGAAAGGCAUUUGGGUUGGAGCUGAGGCCCAAGAUGUGCCCUGGGAAGAGUUGUACGAUAAGUUUCAAAGCCUCUGUCAGGCCCCUCCACCUCUGAAAGAUGAAGUUAUAACUGCCCUGCAGUCCUGUAAGGCGCAGGAUGGAGAUUUCGAAGUCCCUGGUCUUAGCAUCUGGACAGACCUGUUGUUAGCUCUUCGAAGUGGUGCAUGA